Molecule: messenger RNA, 900 nt
Organism: Dipodomys ordii (Ord's kangaroo rat)
Lineage: Eukaryota; Metazoa; Chordata; Mammalia; Rodentia; Heteromyidae
Gene: Nkain4
Product: Na+/K+ transporting ATPase interacting 4
Exons: 9
Coding region: 1-837 (278 amino acids)
Biological process (GO): regulation of sodium ion transport
Source: RefSeq, a predicted model, not a curated record
AUGGAGGCCCCGGCAGGGCGUGUCUCUAGUGAUAGGAACCUGGUACGUAGAGACCCUCUAGGUGCAGACAGCUACAAGAUGCAGAACAGCCCCUACGUGGGGCCAGCAAAGCUCCUCCGAGCUGGCAAACGGGAGCUGUUCAUUCCCCCAGGACUCAGUGAGGCUCCGGCCGCUGUUGGCCAGCACCCCGUACGAGCCCCACAGGGCCUGAACGGCUUGUGGAGUCGCUGCUUCCUCUUUGUUGGGUCCCCUCACUGGGUUACUGCCCUGGAGAGGCAGGUGUUUGACUUCCUGGGCUACCAGUGGGCACCCAUCCUGGCGAACUUUGUCCACAUCGUCAUGGUCAUCUUGGGGCUCUUCGGCACCAUCCAGUACCGGCCACGCUACAUAGUGGCGUACACUGUGUGGGCAGCUGUCUGGAUCACCUGGAACGUCUUCAUCAUCUGCUUCUACCUGGAAGUAGGGGGCCUGUCGAAGGACAGUGAGCUCCUCACCUUCAGCUUGUCCCGGCAGCACUCCUGGUGGCGCGAACACGGGCUAGGCUGUGUGCGUGCACGUGAGGAGAAGGCUGCGGCGGGCCUCGGGGUCCGGCCUGACCAGGCCCUGGUGUCGGGAGGCCUCUGCGCCCUGGAGCACAGCUAUGUGGAGGCUCUGCACAGCGGUCUGCAGAUCCUGGGGGCUCUCCUGGGCUUCAUCUACGGCUGCUAUGUGGUCAGUGUGUUUACAGAGGAAGAAGACAGCUUUGAUUUCAUUGGUGGAUUUGAGCCUUUCCCUCUGUACCAUGUCAAUGAAAAGCCGUCCGGCCUCUUGUCCAAGCAGGCACGAUUGCCCGCGUAAGUGAAGAGGCCCUGACUCCGUUCCUGAGACCUGACCUUGGCCUGAGACCGAGGCGGGGCCCGG